Messenger RNA from Closterium sp. Naga37s-1, 1328 nucleotides. The record is from the annotation of a GenBank genome assembly. NCBI's taxonomy places the organism in Eukaryota, Viridiplantae, Streptophyta, Zygnematophyceae, Desmidiales, Closteriaceae.
AUGCGCGCCUUUCCUGUCGGACUCCUGCUGCUCGCCCUUGCCCUCAUCGCCGCAGCUCACAUGAUGAAAGCAGCAUGUGGUGACAUCACUGUGAAACGCAUGACUCACCGCAUGCUGAAGGACUCGUAUGAAUUUGGAGAAGAUGGAGAAGAGAAGGUUGCAGAAGGUGACACGACGGCAGCAACGGCAAGCAGCAAGGUCACAGCGAGGCUUGCGCUCGAGACCAGCGGAGGUUCCAAGCUUCCCGUUGCCACAACGCUGGCAGCAGCAGCACGGAGCAAGGUCACUGCGAGGGUUGUUUUAGAGACCACCAGCAGCACCACCACCGACAGCACCACUGGCACCCCUGCUGACGGCGGUGGUAGCCUUGCUGAUGGCAUUCCCAACCCCACUCGCAGCAUCCUCAAUGAGGGUUCACCUCUGCAGUUCGCCACAACCGUGGCUGUCGGCAAGGCUAGGCUGAGCUUCGGCAGCCAGCGCUGCGUGAACGUGUCGAAGAAGGCGCGGGGGAAGGGCGCGCAAGUGUGGUGGAAGGGGGCUAACAGCAAGGCGAAAGGCUUUUCCUGCUCGCAGAUCAAGUUCUUCGGGAAGGGCGGCUGCCAGGGCGAGGAGCUUGACAGCAUGGUCAACCCGGGGACUGCUACUGCGGCCAAGUUCCCCAGCAACAAGAAGGCGCUCAGCAAUUGGGCCUCCGUGGCCUCUGUCCUCUGCACAGAUGCUCCCCGGGUGGCACCUGUGUGGUGGAUGAGAAGGGCGAGCGCUACUGCCAGUGGGGUGAGUUCUCAGGCGCCUCAAGAGUGCCUUUUUUACUUGGCGUCUGUCUUGUGCGUUGAUGCUCCCUGUGACGCGUUGGGCUGUGAGCCGGGUGGCACCUGUGUGGUGGAUGAGAAUGGCGAGCGCUACUGCCAGUGGGACUCACCCUGUGGCGCCUGCCCCACUGGAGCCACCUGCAAGACAGUGCCUGCGACUAACAACGGCUGGGUGCGGGUACCUUACUGCGCAUGUCCUUCAGGCUAUGGCAUGACCCCGACUGGGUGUGUUGAUGGUGAAGUGGCUACCGUUGCUUCUUACAGCGCCACUUACAUCGUCAAUCGAACCGCCAACGACUACACUUCCCGACCCUACACCUUCCGCCUCAACCGAAACGGCUGCACUCAAUACCCAGAUGCAGUGGCGGGGAAAUUCACGUCAGUGUAUAUUGUUGAUAACAUCGACGAUGCGCCGUGGUGCCCAAAAUUCCAAGUCUUCUCAACCGAUAACUGUGAAGGCCCUAGCGAUUACGACGACAAAGGCUCAGUCGAGGAGAUGUUUCUAGCAGGAUAUUCACU